Phytophthora nicotianae INRA-310 is the source of this 843-nucleotide messenger RNA. RefSeq lists its product as hypothetical. The transcript is spliced from 3 exons. NCBI's taxonomy places the organism in Eukaryota, Oomycota, Peronosporomycetes, Peronosporales, Peronosporaceae. The record is from RefSeq and is a predicted model, not a curated record. The coding region runs from base 1 to 843 and encodes 280 amino acids. Gene Ontology annotation, molecular function: zinc ion binding; nucleic acid binding.
AUGAUCUCCAGCAACUUGGGCAAGUCAGUGCUGAAUUGGUAUCGCGCGUUUAUCGCAGAGUGUGAGGAACGGUUAAGAGAAGAGACAGCAAGGAAGAUCAAGGAAGAGAGUUUUUCGACACUGCAAGAUGCCAUUGAGAUUGCGUCAAAUUUUGAGUUUGCGCACUACUCGGGAAAACCCCCAAGUGCUCCUGCGAGGGGUUCGCAAAGAACGUCAAGCUCGAGGCAUCGUGCGCCUAAGUCGAAGCAGCAUAAUACAAAGCGCUCCGAUAAUAAGAAAGCCAAGAGCGAUGAUUGGAAGAAGACAGCUAAGUGCAGAAAUUGUGGCAAAGUUGGUCACAUUUCUCCCGAUUGUACUCAGCCAAAACGUACUGAAGCGAAUCGGUACUUGCAGGGCGCAGUGUAUGCGAUCCUGGAGGCUGAAGCUCGAGCAUUCAAGACAGAAGACCAAGAGAGGCCCGUCACGAUAUUCAUUGACAACGGCAGUAGCCUGAAUGGCGUAACUGAGGAGUUGGUGAAGAAGCUCUGGAUGUCACUGAAGAUGUCUCUGCCGUUACCAGGGUUUCCUUUGACAACGGGAACAUUCGAAGUCAUGCCUGUUCCUGAAGGAAAGGACAUCGUUUUAGGCAUGAUGUGGCUGCGGGAGCAAAACCCUGACAUCGGCUUGAGUACUGGACAGAUAGCGCCUCGCAUCAACGCAGAGAACACGCAGACUGUAAAGUUGAGACUGCCGAAGACACGUCCAGUCCGUUGGGUGGCAGGGCAACGCCGCGCAAGAGUUGCGCAAAGCCGCGAGAUUUUCAAUUACUAUCGGCAGCAUGGCCACCACGGCCAGUUUGGAUGA